UAGAGUGAGACAUAACUACAAGAGAUAAAACUGCCAACACUUGUAGGUGUAGAUCGACUCUGAAGUCUUCAAAAAAAAAAAAAAAAAAAAAAAAAAUGGUCAAAGAGCUUAAAAAGAAAGGAAAAUCGCCGGCCCUCAGGAGACGACUAGAGGGCAACAACAGCAUGAUGUCAGCUGGCUCAGAGUCUGUUAAGGACAGCAGACCAAGGAAAAGGAAAAAAGCUGCAGGUGAGACCCCCAGAAGACGGAUCAUGGUCUCUCAGAUGGCUGGAGCCUCCACAAGCUGCCAGGGCACGAACAGAACCAUGAGGAGACUGAGGAGUAACACCACAAAGGAGGCAGAGGUAUCUUCACCACCAGCCAAGAAGAAGAAGAAGGGACUCUUGCAUCAGGUCCUGACCAAAGAACCUCCAUCCUCCUGGGACAUCAGCUCAGAAUCCAGCUCCUGUCCAGUACCGGCAGAGGACUUUCAGAAACCACUGAAGAGGAAGAAGAUGAAGAUGGAGGAAGAAAGAGUGGAUUCCCCAAGAGCUGAAUUCCAGGAAAAGUAUGUCCAGCUGCAUCAGCUUGGAGAUGGAGGUUUUGGAUCUGUGUUUGCUGGAUAUCGGAUCGAGGGUAAAUUGCCUGUGGCUAUUAAACACAUCCCGAAAGACAAUGUGGUCAUCAAACAUAAGGAUGAGAACGGCAGGGAGCUGGCCAUGGAGACUGUAAUCAUGUUGAAGCUGAGAAGUGCAACAGUGCCGCAGUUGGCCAUGGUGUCCCUGCUGGACUGGUACGAUCUGGAUCAGGAGCUGAUUUUAGUGAUGGAGCGGCCAAUGUUUGCUGAGGACCUUCUGGUCUUUCUUAAAGAGCGUGGAGGUUGUCUAAAUGAGAAGGAAGCCAAGAUCAUACUGAAACAGCUUGUAGAAGCAGCGCUUUACCUUCAGAAUGCAAACAUCUUCCACAGGGACAUUAAGGUGGAAAAUAUCCUGAUUGAGACCACCACAGAAGGUCUACAAGUCUAUCUGAUAGACUUUGGUUUGAGCUGCUUUGAUGAUAGAAGAAAACAUGAACUACUCUGUGGUACUCCUGAACACCUCCCACUGGACUGGUUCAUGCACAACAACUACUGUGCUGAACCCACAACAGUGUGGCAGCUGGGUGUGGUGCUGUUCGAGGUGGUCCACAUGAUGCGGUUCAACAGCCACAGCUUCCUGAAAAACAAGCUGAAGAUCAGCAAAAGGCUCUCCAAGAACUGCCAGGAUGUUCUGACAAAGUGUCUGAUGGUUGACCCUGUGGAUCGUCCCACACUGGAACACCUGCUGGGCCACCCGUGGUUUUCGUAGCUUACACACACACACACACGCACACGCCCCCACACACCCACCCCCACACACGCAUACAGGAAUGAACAUGUGUGGACAUUUGGACAUGUAUGUAUGUGUCCAUAAAUAUAUGGACACAUACAUACAUCUACUGAAUGUUUCACUUUCAAAUUUUAACCUUUUGAUUUUGGGGGUGGGUGACAUGUCAAAGCUAAACAAUACUUCCUUCCUUCUUGCCUUCCUUUCUUUCAUCUUUCCUUCCUUUCUUUUUUCUUUCUUCCUUUUUUACUCCCUCCCUAUUUUCCCUUCUUCCCUACCUCCUUCCUUUGAUCUUUUCUUCCUUCCUUCCCUGCAGGUUUGAGAGGGGACCUGGUCCCAGUCUCCAGCAAUCUGUUUUCUUAUUGUGGAAACAAUAUCCAUACGGUUAAUUUGUGACUUUUGCUUUUCUCUGAGUGCUCUUGUUGAAACUAAAUCUAUAAUUUUCAUCGGGACAUUUAUUUUGGCUUCCUCCUCAGUUCUAGAAAUCAUCCAUUCUAAAAUAGCUUAUAAUUUCCGGGGUUUUCUCCGGGUGCACCGGUUUUUUUCCCCUCUAAUCCAAAAAAACCCCACAUCCAUAUUC
Molecule: messenger RNA, 1923 nt
Organism: Gambusia affinis (western mosquitofish)
Lineage: Eukaryota; Metazoa; Chordata; Actinopteri; Cyprinodontiformes; Poeciliidae
Product: serine/threonine-protein kinase pim-2-like
Exons: 9
Coding region: 96-1325 (409 amino acids)
Biological process (GO): regulation of mitotic cell cycle; protein autophosphorylation; negative regulation of apoptotic process
Cellular component (GO): cytoplasm
Molecular function (GO): protein serine/threonine kinase activity; ATP binding
Source: RefSeq, a predicted model, not a curated record